UUACAAUGGCUCUCUACCAGUUUCUCUGGGGUUCAACCAUGAUGAUCAUUCUCUUAUCCAGAGGAUGUCAUUCCCAGCAGCCAGUAUGUGGACAGGCUGUACUCAACACCAGAAUUGUGGGAGGUGAAGAUGCGCCUCCAGGAAGUUGGCCCUGGCAGGCCAGUUUGCAGAAUGAUGGUAGUCACUUCUGUGGAGGAUCCCUAAUCAACAAUCAAUGGGUGCUGACAGCUGCUCACUGCGCGCCAGAUAUUAACCUUGGAACUGUAGUGUAUUUGGGCCUCCAAAGCCUGCCGGGUCUAAACUUGAAUGCAGUGUCACGGAAUGUGAGUGUGAUCACGCCCCAUCCUUCAUACGGCUUACCGACCAACGUCAACCGCUACGACAACGACCUGUGUCUCCUGAAGCUGUCGGCGCCUGUGAGUUUCACGGACUACAUACAACCGAUCUGCUUGGCCGCAGAAAACAGCACUUUCAAUGCCGGGGUUGGAAGCUGGAUCACUGGUUUUGGUAUUACUGAUAAUGGUACACUUGCCAACAUCCUGCAGGAGGUGAUGGUACCGAUAGUGGGAAACAAACAGUGCAACUGCACCUAUGGUGGUAUUACAGGGAACAUGAUGUGUGCUGGGGUCCCAGCUGGAGGGAAGGAUUCAUGCCAGGGAGACUCAGGGGGGCCAAUGGUGAUCAAACAGGGGUCUCUGUGGAUCCAGAGUGGAGUUGUGAGUUUUGGUCAUGGCUGUGGCUUACCCAAUAUUCCUGGAGUUUACACCCGUGUGUCCAAGUACCAGGAAUGGAUCAGCAGCGUUAUCGCUGGCAGCAACAAACCCGGCUUCGUUGAGUACACCUCUGCAGGAGUUGACAGCGACCAGUUCUUUCAAUGUCCAACACCCCCACCACCCACCACACCUGAUGGUGGUAGUGUGUUUGACAGUGGUGAAAGCAUGAUCCACUUCUUCCGCUUCCCCUCGCUCUGCCUUCUAGUUAUUUCGCUGUAUGUGCUGGGCGGAGACCCUGGACCUCCAUCUGAUGACAUGGAUUGCUUCUCAUUGUCACACAGCAGGUGGCCCUCUACCGCCAGUCAGAAGAGGAGUGGAGAGAUUCAGCAGACUGUUGGCACUGAACACAUGGCUUUCAACUGCAUGUAUGACACUGUGGGUGGCGCUCAGUAUAAGGUUUGGGGUAUUUAUUGGAGAAGACAAAGUGAAGGAGGCACAGUUACAAUGGCUCUCUACCAGUUUCUCUGGGGUUCAACCAUGAUGAUCAUUCUCUUAUCCAGAGGAUGUCAUUCCCAGCAGCCAGUAUGUGGACAGGCUGUACUCAACACCAGAAUUGUGGGAGGUGAAGAUGCGCCUCCAGGAAGUUGGCCCUGGCAGGCCAGUUUGCAGAAUGAUGGUAGUCACUUCUGUGGAGGAUCCCUAAUCAACAAUCAAUGGGUGCUGACAGCUGCUCACUGCGUGCCAGAUAUUAACCUUGGAACUGUAGUGUAUUUGGGCCUCCAAAGCCUGCCGGGUCUAAACUUGAAUGUAGUGUCACGGAAUGUGAGUAUGGUCAUACCCAAUCCUUCAUACGGCUUACCGACCAACGUCAACCGCUACGACAACGACCUGUGUCUCCUGAAGCUGUCGGCGCCUGUGAAUUUCACGAACUACAUACAACCGAUCUGCUUGGCCGCAGAAAACAGCACUUUCAAUGCCGGGGUUGAAAGCUGGAUCACUGGUUUUGGUAUUACUGAUAAUGGUACACUUGCCAACAUCCUGCAGGAGGUGAUGGUACCGAUAGUGGGAAACAAACAGUGCAACUGCACCUAUGGUGGUAUUACAGGGAACAUGAUGUGUGCUGGGGUCCCAGCUGGAGGGAAGGAUUCAUGCCAGGGAGACUCAGGGGGGCCAAUGGUGAUCAAACAGGGGUCUCUGUGGAUCCAGAGUGGAGUUGUGAGUUUUGGUCAAGGCUGUGGCUUACCCAAUAUUCCUGGAGUUUACACCCGUGUGUCCAAGUACCAGGAAUGGAUCAGCAGAGUUAUCGCUGGCAGCAACAAACCCGGCUUCGUUGAGUACACCUCUGCAGGAGUUGACAGCGACCAGUUCUUUCAAUGUCCAACACCCCCACCACCCACCACACCUGAUGGUGGUAGUGUGUUUGACAGUGGUGAAAGCAUGAUCCACUUCUUCCGCUUCCCCUCGCUCUGCCUUCUAGUUAUUUCGCUGUAUGUGCUGGGCGGAGUAUAACAUGGAAAUGUCAAACUACAGUUUAGGGUUUUCUGUGCCCAAAUGUCUUACUCACUGUGUUUGAUAUGAGCUUUCUUCUUUCAGUGUAGAAAAUAUGAAAGUGGAAAUACAGAACUAAAACGUUUUAUGAAAUCAAUUGCAAUAAAAUGUUGUAAUAAUCACAGAAUAAUCACAGGGGAAUUACUGGAAUUGUUGGGUCUUUGUAAAUUAUACAGUGUGGUCUAGAGCUAGGGCUGGGUAUCGUUCAGAAUCUUUCGAUCCGGUGCCAAUUUCGAUACCUCAGUUUCGAU
Messenger RNA from Perca fluviatilis (European perch), 2512 nucleotides. RefSeq names its product transmembrane protease serine 9-like. The transcript is spliced from 14 exons. Gene Ontology annotation, molecular function: serine-type endopeptidase activity. Gene Ontology annotation, biological process: proteolysis. Bases 6 to 2222 code for a protein of 738 amino acids. Lineage: Eukaryota; Metazoa; Chordata; Actinopteri; Perciformes; Percidae. The record is from RefSeq and is a predicted model, not a curated record.